AUGAACGUCAGUUACAACCAUUUCACUGACCAAAAUUCACUCUUGAUCCUCUGACACAUGGAGAAUAUAGAAGACGACGUGUCCAAACCAACUCCUGUGAUUGUGGACUGUGACGUCCUAGAGGCUGCUAAAGAGAAUAUCCAGCCACUUGCAUCUGGUCGUAGAGUUACCACUCUUUCAGCUAUCCUGCAAACUCCUCACGCACAGCGGGAUGCGCAACUACUCGCAGCGCGCAAGCGCUUCCGUACGAACAUCCAAAUUGCACUCGAAGAUGAUGAUGAUGAUCCGCUGGAAGCAUACUCGCGUUUUGUUCAAUGGACUCUCGAAAAUUACCCUCAAGGGCAAAGCGCAGAGUCCGGACUUCUAGAGCUUCUGGAAGAGGCAACAAGGGUAUUAAAGGGCAACCGAGAAGGACGAUGGAAAGGGACGUCGACGUACCUCAAACUUUGGGUACUGUACGCGAGCUAUGUGGAGAAACCGACCAUCAUCUACAAAUUUUUGCUCGCAAAUGAUAUUGGAACCGAUCAUGCUUUACUGUAUGAGGAAUACGCGGCUGCACUUGAAAAAGCCGGACGGCGCAAUGAAGCAGAUGCUGCAUAUCUACUUGGAAUUGCACGUCAGGCUUCUCCCCUUGAUAGACUUGUAGCAAAGCAUAGUGAAUUCCAGAAACGAAUGAUGACUGCAGCCACAAUGACUCCACAGCCCGCUCCAAAUGCUCCCCCACGUAGAACAGCGUUGGGGGUGACUUCCUCAUCUUCUGCCGCAGUAUCAACUCCUUCGUCAUCAUCGCAAGCCGGUGCCAAUGGGUCUCGAAGUGGACCACGGCUAGGCACAAACGCUCGUCUCCAAAUUUUCGUGGACCCUUCCGGAGCAGGGUCAGCCGACGCAAUGGACUCAGUCACACCUUAUCCUGAUAUCGGAACACGUAAAUCUCGGGUCAAAGAAAAUGUACCCGAGGUCAGCAAAGCUGCAGGCAGCACCUUAAAGCAAGCAGGUCGUACUAGACGAAUUGCGUCUGGGUCGAAUUCGGGAGCAAUUGCACCAAAAAUUGUACCUUUCAGAGACCCCGAACCAGACGUGGACGUGGAAGGAAAGGUUGUAAUGGACCCACCUCGUGUUCCCAUAUCCAGGCAGAAGGACACAGUACCGGAGACUCCCACAAGGACUAGCACCAUGAUACCGUUUCAUGACGUCCCCAACGGUGGCGGCAUUCCGUCUAUCCCUCAAUUCACACCGUUUCGAGAUGAGCCUGAAAUAGACCCGUCGGCUGCAAUGCUUGCACCUGAAACGGUGAUGAAACUAAAAACUGUUGGGGGACCUGUUAUUGGAUCUGAAGCAGAAGCGUUGAGGAAAGAUCCUUUGAAGAAUUAUUCUACCGAAGAAUGUCCACAGGAUGACUGAAUGAUCUUUCCCCCUUGUUUAACCUCUCUUUUCGCCUAAGCUAUUGUCGGUUAGUAUGCUACAUUAUGAUCUACCCUCACUUUCCGCCUCCUGCUCCAACAUCUUGGUCUUGGGUUUUGUCUUGAGUUUUGUAAAAGUAUUCGUAUGAGAUCAUGACCCUGCUAGCUUAUGUGUAGAACCAAGAUUGUUAACCUCUACCCCCAACCUAGCAGGCUGGCUAAAGACUAGUCACUGGUCGUCAAGCUGGUUUCCUAAUCUGUCUUUCCCCUGACACAACCGUAUCCGCAGCCCGGGCUUUUGAUCAGUCUACACACCUGACCUUGUCAACCACACUUGCUAAGUUUCAGUGAUCCUCGCAAUGUCAUCCAAGCAAAUCGCUUUAUAUCCUUGCUCUCCCAAUACCGUACGUGGAACAUCGACAAAGAUCUCAGCUAGUAAAGAUAAGGUUGUCUAUACC
Suillus fuscotomentosus is the source of this 1858-nucleotide messenger RNA. RefSeq lists its product as uncharacterized. NCBI's taxonomy places the organism in Eukaryota, Fungi, Basidiomycota, Agaricomycetes, Boletales, Suillaceae. Gene Ontology annotation, molecular function: protein kinase activity. The record is from RefSeq and is a predicted model, not a curated record. The coding region runs from base 58 to 1401 and encodes 447 amino acids. Gene Ontology annotation, biological process: meiotic sister chromatid cohesion, centromeric; mitotic spindle assembly checkpoint signaling. The transcript is spliced from 3 exons.